ACAGAUGGUGAUGUCAUGUUGUGAAUUAGAGCAAUCGGCUAUAAAUAUGAUCUAUCACGAUGGCUUUUACACAGUUUGUAUCUUUGUGAAGUGCGAUAAGUAGGCGGAUAUUUAGAUACUUGUGAUAACAUCGCUGAAAAAAAUGAUGACUUUUUUGCACCUCAUCUCCAUCUUGGCACUUCUCUGCACCAGCUAUGCAGCCUACGUACCACUACCAGCAUCUGUAACCCCAACCUACAAUUACCCAACUGCUGUACCAGCCGUAGCAUCUCAAUCUCAAUCAGUCAUCAGAUCUUUAGACGGGAACUCCGUAAUAUCAUCUUACAGUAAAGCUGUAGACACCCCUCAUUCCAGCGUACGAAAAUACGACUCUAGAAUCAACAACGAUGCGGUUGUGUACACCCAUGUUCCUGCAGUAUCUUAUGCUGCCCCAGUUUACCAUAAACCUACCUACGUCAGCAGUCCAUAUUACCAUUACACAGCACCUAGUUACUCGCAUUCUGCAUACCCUGCAUCUUAUUCGGCUCCAGUUUAUACUGCUGCCCCAGCUGCGGUGUACCAUCAUCAUCCUACAGUCUAUCAUGCUGCUCCUGCACCUUCGUAUUAUCAUGCUCCUGCUCCUGUGAAAGCUGUCCCAGUUCCAACCGUUCAUGCACCGGUUGCUCAUCAGUAUUCGGAUGCUUCUUCUGUAUCGCAUUUGACUUUUGAAGGGUUUGGAGCUCAUUAUGGUUGGUAAUUAGGUUCAAAUACAACUCAUCCUUUGUGGUUUCUAAUUACCUACCUAUAAUGUAUUGUAAUCUUAUUUAUUGAAUGAUUAAAUCUAACAACAAUAAACGUAUCAGUGAUUGUU
This is a messenger RNA of Planococcus citri (citrus mealybug), 850 nucleotides long. RefSeq names its product cuticle protein LPCP-23-like. The record is from RefSeq and is a predicted model, not a curated record. The transcript is spliced from 2 exons. NCBI's taxonomy places the organism in Eukaryota, Metazoa, Arthropoda, Insecta, Hemiptera, Pseudococcidae. The coding region runs from base 143 to 736 and encodes 197 amino acids.